AUGAUACACUGUCAGAACUGGCAGAAACCCCUCGCGGUAUUCGUUUACUUUUUUAUUUCUCUUUCCUCUUUCGUCAAUGGGCAAUCUGACUUGAAUGUUAAGGAUAUUGGAGCCCAGGCUUUUGCAUUCAACCUUGGCGGAGUCAAAUUGACCCAAGACCGCUUCCUGGAAAACCAGGGCCGUACCCUGAAUUAUUUGAAAGAGAUAGACGUCGACAGGCUACUUUAUGUUUUCCGGACGACCCACGGACUAUCUACACAGCAGGCAACGCCUAAUGGUGGCUGGGAUUCUCCGGAUUUCCCGUUCCGUUCGCAUGUCCAGGGUCAUUUCCUCACUGCCUGGGCUCAAUGUUAUGCUGUACUCCGUGACCAAACAUGCUAUGACCGAGCGAUCUACUUUGCCGCCGAGCUGGCAAAAUGUCAAGCCAACAACAAGGCUGCUGGUUUCACGGACGGAUAUUUAUCUGGCUUCCCUGAAUCAGAGUUUGCAAAGCUCGAGAACCACACCCUGGCAAACGGCAAUGUCCCUUAUUACGCGGUACACAAGACCCUUGCAGGUCUUCUUGAUGUCUGGCGCUUGACAAACGAUACUACUUCUCGAGACGUCUUACUGUCCUUAGCUAGCUGGGUUGACAAACGCACUGAAUCAUUCAGUUACGGUGCAAUGCAGGAGUUAUUACAAACAGAAUUUGGCGGUAUGAACGAGGUGUUGGCCGACAUCUAUCAUCAAACUGGUAAUGAGAGAUGGCUUACCGUUGCUCAACGAUUUGAUCAUGCUGCCAUAUUCGACCCCCUUGCGGCCAACAAAGAUCAGCUUGACGGUCUACAUGCGAACACUCAAGUACCAAAGUGGAUUGGGGCUGCUCGCCAGUAUAAAGCCACUGGAGAAUCUCGCUACCUUGAUAUUGCCCGCAACGCCUGGGAAAUCACUGUCGGAUCACACACGUACGCCAUCGGUGGUAACAGUCAAAGCGAACACUUCCAUGGUCCAAAUGCCAUCGCUGCUUGGCUUGACAAUGACACAUGUGAAGCGUGCAAUUCGUAUAACAUGCUCAAGCUUACCCGCGAGCUAUGGCUUCUUGAUUCCGAGACCUCAAAAUAUUUUGAUUUCUACGAAACCGCCUUACUCAACCACCUGUUAGGCCAACAGAACCCUGCCGAUCACCAUGGCCACACCACUUAUUUCACCCCCCUCAGCGCUGGAGGUCGCCGCGGUGUGGGUCCUGCCUGGGGUGGUGGUACUUGGAGUACGGACUACGACUCAUUCUGGUGCUGUCAAGGAACGGCACUCGAAACAAAUACCAAGUUGAUGGAUUCAAUCUACUUUUACAAUGACUCGACCUUGUUUGUCAACUUAUUCAUGUCUUCUGUCCUGGAAUGGCCGGAGAAGGGCAUUACCUUAAAACAAUCUACGACUUAUCCAGUCGGAGAUGAAUCAAAACUGGAAGUUUCCGGCCAUGGUCACUGGAAAAUGAACAUCCGCAUCCCUACAUGGGCAUCAAGCGCAGAGCUGACCCUCAAUGGGGAAGCUUUGCCUGAUGUUAAAGCUACUCCGGGAACGUACGCUCAAAUCUCACGAGAAUGGGCCGAUGGAGAUGUCGUUGAAAUCCGCUUCCCAAUGACUCUGCGUACAGUGGCUGCAAAUGACAAUUCAAGCAUGGUUGCUAUUGCAUAUGGGCCAACUAUCUUGUGUGGUAAUUACGGCAACGACGCACUGAGUAGCACUCCUAUUCUCGCCCUUGACUCUAUCAACCGUUCCGGGGCUUCUAGCCUUGACUUCACCUCCAUCGCUGACGGCAAAGUUGUUACACUGAGUGCUUUCUAUGAUGCUCAGGGGUACAAUUAUAACGUAUACUGGGCUACCACAGGAAGUCUCCUCGCUGCAUAG
Molecule: messenger RNA, 1887 nt
Organism: Penicillium vulpinum
Lineage: Eukaryota; Fungi; Ascomycota; Eurotiomycetes; Eurotiales; Aspergillaceae
Product: Six-hairpin glycosidase
Exons: 1
Coding region: 1-1887 (628 amino acids)
Biological process (GO): carbohydrate metabolic process
Source: RefSeq, a predicted model, not a curated record